AUGAGAAACAGAUUGGCCACUUAUACGCCCGUGGGAGCAACAGACCAUCAACUGCCACCCACCUAUGAACUUUUCUCCCCUGGCGUCGUGAGCGUAUUCGUUGAGUACUGUGUGGUCGCGAAACUGAUAUUUGGUGGACUCGGGCAGGUUGAGAUGGCAGAAGCUAUUCAUCCCUUCAGACUGGUUCACUACUCUCCAAAUCCACCCAUCGAAGACUUCGCGCUUAGGGUAUGUCGAUAUCCGAGGACCUCCAAGGGAACCCGUUUGAUCCCUGGAAGUCGGGAGGGAAGGACAUCACUGUUUGGUUGGGAUAGAACGUCAAUGAGUCGACUCGGUGACCCAACAUUCGCGUAUGAACUACUAUUUGGGUUUCCGACGCGGAUCCAGUUGGAUAACCCGACACCAAUCCAAAUAAGUCUCAUGGUGUUCCCUAAUUGGGAAAUGACCAGUAAUAUCUUAGAGAAUGUACCGCAGCAAUUCAAGUUACUCUCUAUUCAAGUUUUACUAGUCACAUGUACCAAGGUCAGGGCGUUUCAGAGAGAGAAGUGCUAUACAAGAUCCGUCGACCUUGAUCUUUCAAACGAUUUGGAUCGGCUACAGAGAGAGGUAUUGAUCCCCUGUGCUAAUCGCUGGGAUCCGAUUGACGUUGGAGAAAUGGUCGACCUUCGUGUUGGAUUGAAAGAAUGCAACGGUGAGCAGUUUACACCGUCUUUCCGGACAUACAACAUGACUGUAACACACAAGCUACAGUGGAAGGUACAGGUCCAAGUCGUGGGCGAAACCUUUUCCGUGGUCGGAGAGAAACGUGCUCUUACUGAGGUCCAGUGA
Messenger RNA from Fusarium poae, 828 nucleotides. RefSeq lists its product as uncharacterized. The record is from RefSeq and is a predicted model, not a curated record. The transcript has a single exon. NCBI's taxonomy places the organism in Eukaryota, Fungi, Ascomycota, Sordariomycetes, Hypocreales, Nectriaceae. The coding region runs from base 1 to 828 and encodes 275 amino acids.